AUGUUUAAUAGUCCAAAUGGCCCGUGUUGUCUUGGGCCAUCACUGGGAAUUCAAAAUUAUUUACGAGUCCAUGCCGUCGCGAUGCCGUCCGUUAACAGCUGCCCAGAAGCCCUAUUCUCAGGCCAAUAUUCAUCGUAACUUCAAACACAAAUGCGCAACAAGAUAGAAACGGAGGUUUUCCUAUCGGAUCACAUCAUAAUUCAAUAGAAAAAUGGCGGAAGAUUUGGUAUUGGACACGGCGAUCAGAGACUGGGUGUUGAUACCACUAUCGGUGGUUAUGGUGCUAAUCGGAAUUCUUCGUUAUUUCGUAUCCAAGCUCAUGCGCUCAUCCAAUCAAGUUCCCGAUCCCAAAAUGGUCAAAGAAGGUCAAGUGGUAAUUAGGGCAAGGAAUCUGAGGGCAGCUGCAAAUUUUAUACCCGCUAAAUCAUUUCGUGCUCGUAGGGUUUAUUUCUGCAACGAGGAGAAUGGAUUACUUUAUGUGCCCAAGGGCCAAACUCAAAAUGCGCAGGCACAGAUGUUCUCUGAUCCGAAUAUGGCCAUGGAUAUGAUGAAAAAGAAUCUUUCAAUGAUCAUACCACAGACACUUACAUUUGCAUGGGUUAACUUUUUCUUCUCUGGAUUUGUGGCAGCUAAGAUACCAUUUCCACUUACUCAGAGGUUCAGGUCAAUGUUACAAAACGGUAUUGAUUUGAGUACUGUUGAUGUCAGCUAUGUCAGCAGUCGAUCAUGGUAUUUCCUCAAUCUAUUUGGGCUGAGAGGUCUAUUCAGUCUUAUUCUGGGAGAAGAAAAUGCAACUGAUGACACACAACGCAUGAUGCAAAUGAGUGGAUUUGGAUUCGAUCCGACAAGGAGUUUGGGUGCAGAGAAAGACAGUCUAGACAUUGUUCAACAUGAAUGGACCUUGCCAAAAUUUGAGCAGCGGGCAGAAGCUGUGUUGAAGAAACUCGUCAGUUGAGAAACUGUAAGAGCAUGUAACCUUACCCCUUCGUGGUGUUACUUCAUUACUGGUGCACGUGUGGCCUCAAAUGUUAGCACAGAAAUGAGUGAAGACGACUGGUUGCCGAGCUUAUUGCAUGUAUUUUGUAUCGUGUUGAUUUAUAAUUUAAGGUGUUGUCCCGAAUUCUAGUUGUUAAUUUUGACAAAUAGUUCGCUCUUAUACUCCCUCAUUCAAAUGAUGUGUGCUUUAAUGACAAGAAUUCUGCCAACUUUUUUGGCAAAAAAAUUGAGAGCA
This is a messenger RNA of Olea europaea var. sylvestris, 1231 nucleotides long. RefSeq names its product ER membrane protein complex subunit 3. Gene Ontology annotation, cellular component: membrane; EMC complex. The transcript has 8 exons. Bases 212 to 955 code for a protein of 247 amino acids. The record is from RefSeq and is a predicted model, not a curated record. NCBI's taxonomy places the organism in Eukaryota, Viridiplantae, Streptophyta, Magnoliopsida, Lamiales, Oleaceae. Gene Ontology annotation, biological process: protein folding in endoplasmic reticulum.